GUGACCUCCCUGUUUUCACCCAGUUAAACGCAUGUACUUAAAAGACAGGCCAGUGCCAUUCACCAACACAAGCACGAUCCACACAGUAUUCAUGUCAGAAAGGUAAGAUCGCUGCUGCGGGGACUCGGAUCUCUGGAAGUGGACCAUGGCGGCUGCCACGAGCAGCAACACAUCCACAGCCACGCUACAGAUCAAGCACUCCAGUAUUGAGCAUACGCGGAAACGCAUAGACCCGAGGAGGAGACAGGCGGCGUUGUCUUUUCUCAGCAACAUUUCUCUAGAUGGACGACCCGUGCAAGACGAUGCAGACAAUCAAGCAGAGGAGGAGAACUCGCUCGAAGCAAGGACUAGACAGAGCCUGGUUUCUCCGGAGCGCUCGGCGUACGGGGCUGCUGGAGCCGCUGCUGCUGCUGCUGCGGCCGCAGCGGCGACCACCGCCGCCCAGGCGCUCGCCUUUGCAAACCAGGCUCUCCUCGCCAACACUCGGGCCAGCUUUGGGACAGGUCCCGCCGCUUCCCCGGCGGGCGCAGACGCGGAGGGAGACGCUUUCUUGCCCUCGACGUUCAGCUCGCCAUUCUCCGCGGUCCCUGCCUCGACAAGAGGGAGGCUGCAGACGUACACUCAGGGAAUCCUUCCUGCCCCCUACUCCAGGCAAACCUCCCAAAACUACUGCCUGGAGGGAGGACAGAUCGCAAACUCUGCAAUAGAGCUACAGAGGUCAAGACGAAGACUCAUCUCUCAGCGCUCGUCACUUGAAACACUAGAGGACAUUGAGGAAAAUGCUCCCCUCCGAAGAUGCCGGACCCUAUCGGGUUCACCCCGACCAAAGAGCGUCAAGAAGAUCCACUUCAUAAAGAACUUGAGGCAACAUGAUAUGCGCAAUGGAAGGAUAGUCCUUAUCAGUGGCAGAAGAUCCUUCUAUAGUGUAUUUUCUGUCCUGCCCUAUCGAGAUUGUAGCCAAGCAGGGGAUGUAAAGCUGGAAGGUGGGCGUCAGCGGCACCCGUCAGGAGGCGUCAGUGCCAAAGAGAUGGUGAUUGGGCUGGAAGGGGUGGAGCUGGGAGCUGAUGGAAAGACUGUGUCCUACACCCAGUUCCUGUAUCCCACUAAUGUGCUGGGGGGUCGAAGAAACACCAUCGACUCCACCUCGUCCUUCUCUCAGUCUCGUAACGCCAGCCAUAGAAGCCUCAGCCUGGGCCGAGCCAAUAGCAACCAGAGCAGCAUAGACACAGGGAAUGAUUUGGGAGACUUGAGGGAGUACGACCCAAAUCUGCUAGAUGACCCUCAGUGGCCUUGUGGGAAACACAAGAGAGUCCUCAUCUUCCCUUCCUACAUGACUACGGUCAUCGAAUACGUCAAACCCUCUGACCUCAAGAAGGACAUGAACGAAACCUUCAAGGACAAAUUCCCCCACAUACGCCUCACACUCAGCAAAGUUAGGAGCUUGAAAAGGGAGAUAAGAAAGCUGGCCCAGGAUGAAUGUGGCUAUGAGGAGCCGACAGUGGCCAUGGCUUUCGUCUACUUUGAGAAACUCGUUCUUCAAGGCAAACUAAACAAGCAGAACCGUAAACUCUGCGCUGGAGCGUGUGUCCUUCUGGCGGCCAAGAUCGGGGGUGAUCUCAAAAAACAUGAAGUCAAGCAGCUGAUAGAUAAACUGGAGGAGCGGUUCCGGGUGAACCGCAGAGAGCUUAUCGCCUUCGAGUUCCCCGUCCUCGUGGCGUUAGAGUUCAACCUGCACCUGCCCGAGCAUGAGGUCAUGCCCCACUACAGACGCCUGGUCCAGACCUCCUAGCAUUAGUGACCCAUCAGGAGGACAACUAAGCAGGUUCUCCUCCUGAUCCUCCGCUUCCCAAGACAUCCAUCCUCCCGCAUAGUCUUCACCACCCUCUGAAAUAUCAGUCGACCUCCUGCAGCCACUACCCGACAUCAGCCUCCUCCCUCUCAGAGACAUGAAAUCAGCCAAAGUGAUCCACAUUUCCCGAACUUACUCUUUCCAUUGUUUGACUUCUACAUUCAUUAUCACUACAUGGACCACUGAAAGAAAGGGUUGUAUCGUCUGCAAACUGGUUGUUUUUCUAGUUUGCAUGUUUCCACGCGUCUUCUUCUUUGCUUUCAAUAUUUUAGACCUCUCUUGUUGAUAAAGAGAGCUUUGAAUCUGAUGGACUAUUUUUUUCAGCUUAAGGAACCAAUGAUUGUAACAUUUUUUUUAAUCAUUACUUUCAUGAAUCUUCUCAUAAACGUUGAUUUUAUUGGUUGCCUCCUGACUGGCAUAGAAAUGAAACAGAAGCCUUUUAAGUGGCUGUUUUUAGGCUGGACGUUUUUUUUUCCCUUAGAGUGACUCAUAUUUCCCCGAGGUCAUGGUCUUAAAAGUGCACUUUUUUGCAAAACAGAAGGGGAAGGGGGACAUUUUCUAAGACUUUUACUGAGCUGUGGAACCAACCACGAAGAAAUAAGCUGUGUUCACAGGCACCACAAUCAUCUGCAUGAAUACUAACAGUCAUUUUUACACACAGGUACAAAGGUGCUUGCAGACCAGAUGGGACUUUCUAUUUUCAUUGAAGUAUUUCAUUCAUUUUCUACCAUUCAAAUGCUUGCUAUGGACUAACCCAGUCCACACACCCUUUUUUUAUCAGUGUCGAAAUUCCCUGUGCUCUAUGUUAGAGUGUAUUGCUAGCACGUUUACAGUGCUAAUCUGGGUCAGGAAGGCACUUUUGGAGAGGUGUUUGAGUGAAGAAAUGCCAUUAAGCAGUGAUCAGGUUCAGCUGGAGGUGCUGAGCUCUCCUGCUGAAGUGUCCUCAAGCAAAAGUCCCUACAGGCUUCAGGGACUCUUCUCUUUAAUAAAGUCCAUCUCUGACCUCUCUGAGGAAAUCCUUAACGAGAAUGAAACAGGGAUCAAUGAUGGAUCAAAUAUUUGCAUACAGCUUGAAUCAGAAUUUGUUGAUUUCAAAUUUAAGAGGUUUUGAAAACAGUCGAACUAUAAAAAUCAACAAAUUGUGACCAAUCCGAAAAGUAUUAUUGUGUUUAUUUGGCAUGUAUCUCGACUUGAUUUCUUCUUGUAUUACCUUAAAAACGGUCGCACGCAUUACCACAGAGUAUUGAGAGGUAACUUAAUCGGUAUUAUGCGACCCACUUUGAAAAAUAGCCUUAAAAUCUGUU
Molecule: messenger RNA, 3153 nt
Organism: Labrus mixtus (cuckoo wrasse)
Lineage: Eukaryota; Metazoa; Chordata; Actinopteri; Labriformes; Labridae
Gene: cables1
Product: Cdk5 and Abl enzyme substrate 1
Exons: 10
Coding region: 146-1789 (547 amino acids)
Biological process (GO): regulation of cell cycle; nervous system development
Cellular component (GO): cytosol
Source: RefSeq, a predicted model, not a curated record